Molecule: messenger RNA, 1567 nt
Organism: Arabidopsis lyrata subsp. lyrata
Lineage: Eukaryota; Viridiplantae; Streptophyta; Magnoliopsida; Brassicales; Brassicaceae
Product: reticulon-like protein B2
Exons: 5
Coding region: 466-1281 (271 amino acids)
Source: RefSeq, a predicted model, not a curated record
ACCCAAAGUGCAAGUCACUAAAACAAACCGCUCUUAUUUCACCACGUGUCACAUAAUUACCAGUUCGACCAUUUCGUAGUCCAGCCGCGUGACACCUAAACCUAAACACUAACCAGAAAAAUUAAUAGCCAUUUUAAUAACAGAGCCGUUAAAUACACGUAGCAUAAAAAGCCGUUAACUAUAACGGCGUUAAAAUCUCGGUCCUAUGAAAACACGUUUUAUAUGUCCCCAUGUCAUUUAUCUUUUCCCUAAGCGUCGCUCUAGUUAAGGAAGCAGCAGGUUUGGAUCCGAAGCAACCAACGGCUCAGAUCAAACAGAUAAAUUCAACGGCUCAGAUUAAUUAUAAAUUUCCUUCUCCUAUUUUAGGUUCCUUCGAGAUCUUUCUUUUCAGAGGUGUAACGAAAACGCUAGAAGCCUAGAACAGUCUUCUUUCUCUUGAAUCGGAAAAGCUAAAGAUUGGUAACAAUGGCGGAUGAACAUAAGCAUGAAGAAUCUUCACCUAAUUUGGAUCCAUCGGUGGAAGUUAUAGAGAGGGAAUCGUUGAUGGAGAAGAUAUCGGAGAAGAUUCAUCACAAAGGUGAUUCUUCGUCGUCGUCUUCAUCAGAUGAUGAUGAGAACGAGAAGAAAUCUUCUCCGUCUCCGAAGUCUUUGAAAUCGAAGGUUUAUCGUUUGUUUGGUAGAGAGAGACCUGUGCAUAAGGUUCUCGGCGGCGGAAAACCGGCGGAUAUAUUUAUGUGGAAGAACAAGAAGAUGUCAGGUGGUGUAUUUGGUGGUGCUACAGUAGCAUGGGUGCUAUUUGAAUUGAUGGAGUAUCAUCUUCUUACUCUGCUAUGUCACGUUAUGAUCGUUGCGCUUGCUGUGUUGUUUCUAUGGUCUAAUGCCACUAUGUUCAUUCACAAGUCUCCACCAAAGAUUCCUGAAGUACAUAUCCCUGAAGAACCUCUUCUUCAGCUUGUUUCGGGUCUUAGAAUCGAAAUCAACUGUGGAUUCUCUUCUCUUCGUGAGAUUGCAUCUGGAAGGGAUCUCAAGAAAUUCCUCUCUGCUAUUGCCGGAUUGUGGGUUUUAUCAAUCUUGGGCGGCUGCUGUAGUUUCUUGACAUUGGCAUACAUAGCUCUGGUUCUACUCUUCACUGUUCCUCUUUUCUACGACAAAUACGAAGACAAAGUAGACGCAUACGGUGAGAAAGCAAUGGCUGAGUUGAAGAAGCAAUACGCUGUGUUUGACGCAAAGGUAUUGAGCAAAAUCCCAAGGGGACCUUUGAAGGACAAAAAGAAGGAUUAGUUUUUUUUUUUUUUUUGUGGGUUUUCUUUGGAGUGCAAAAUGUCCACAAUGCUCUGGUUUUUAAACACGUGGGUUUUUGUGUUGUGUUGUGAAUUGGUAAUCUAAAAGUUAUGUGUUUAUAUCUCAACUCGAAUUUUACUUACCAACUUUGCUUCUUUGUUUUGGAGAUGUUUGUGGCUUUAGGACACUGAUUGAAGUCGUUCUCUUGCUCUAAACUUUUAAUGUAUUGAUGAUUUCCUUGGGUUUGUACAGUUCGAUGAUCAAAGAUUUGACAUGUUUUCUUGUA